AUGAUCCAGGCCGCCUGCGCCUGCGGCAGCACCCACGAGGUCACUGCUUUCAAGGCGGGCCGGCUCUCGCGCAGGUCGCUGCUGGCCGGAGCUGGCGGUGCCCUGUUCUCCGGGCUGGUUGCUUCCCAGACUGCUUUAACCGCUGGUUCGUCGGCUGCGGCCAGGCCGGGCAUCAUCGAUGUUCACCACCAUGUGUCGCCGCCAUCCUUCAUCAGGGAGAUCGUCGCGCAGGGCGCGGGCGAACGCCCGGUUGUCGGCUGGACACUCGAGAAAUCGCUGGAAGACAUGGACAGGGCAGGCGUUGCCACAUCCAUCACGUCCAUCACCACUCCGGAUUUCAUCCCGGUGUCAUUGGGUGCCGUGUUUGAUGCGGGUUUUGCAGUAGGCCCAUCUGUGCCGGCCAGCGUCAAAAACAUGACGGACUUCUUCAACUGGUGCAAGGCAAACCCCGGUGCGGCCAAUUUUGGUUCACCCGCUACGGCAUCGACGCUUCAUUUUGUCGGCAGCAUGGCUGCGCGCGCCGCAGGUGUCGAGUUGACCCACGUGCCUUUCCGGGGAACGACACCUGCCAUCCUGGACAUGAUCGGUGGUCAGAUCGCUGCGGUGGUUGCACCUGUUGGCGACUUCAUGCCUUUUCUCGACGGUGGCAAAUGCCGCAUUCUCGCGACGACAGGUGCAAAAAGAAACCGGUUUGUGGCCAAUGUGCCCACCUUUGUAGAGCAGGGCUACAAGGACAUCGUCAUCAACGACUGGUUCGCAUUUUUUGUGCCCGCCAAAACACCGCAGGCCCAUGUGCAGCGCCUGAAUGCGGCCAUCAAGCGGGCGAUGGAAACCCCCGCCGUCGUCAAGGCGCUGGAAGACCGGGGCCUGGAGCCGCGCUGGUCAACGUCGGCGGACCUGGCUGCACGUCUGAAGGCCGACAUGCAGAAGUGGCAGCCCAUCGCCAGGUCUUUCAAUUUCACGGUUGAGAGUUGA
Molecule: messenger RNA, 975 nt
Organism: Ostertagia ostertagi
Lineage: Eukaryota; Metazoa; Nematoda; Chromadorea; Rhabditida; Trichostrongylidae
Source: the annotation of a GenBank genome assembly